UUACAGAACAAUGUGAUUGCCUCUGUAAAAGCAGAAAGGCCGGCAGAGACCAAUGCCAAUGUGGAUGACUCGGCGCCCCCCUCGGUGGCCCAGCUGGCUGGGCGGUUUAGGGAGCAGGCAGCUGCCGCAAAGGAGAUACCAGCCAGUAAACCAACAAGAAGGAAACCGCCUUGUUCCCUCCCCCUGUUCCCCACCAAGGUAGAGCUGGGCCAGAAUGGUGAGGAGAAAUCACCACCCAAUGCAAGCCACCCUCCUAAAAUCAAGGUGAAGAGCUCGCCUCUGAUUGAGAAGCUUCAGGCCAAUUUAGCCUUUGAUCCAGCGGCCCUGCUGCCUGGGGCCUCACCCAAGAGUCCUGGACUCAAGACCGUGGUGUCGCCAUUUCACAGCCCACCUUCCACCCCCAGCAGCCCUGGCGUGAGGUCCCGGCCCAGCGAGCCAGAGGAGGUGCCCGUCAGCUUCGACCAGCCUCCUGAAGGCAGUCAUCUGCCCUCUUACAAUAAGGUGCGGACGAGGGGCUCCAUAAAGAGGCGCCCUCCCUCCAGGCGAUUCCGAAGGUCUCAGUCGGACUGUGGGGACCUGGGAGAUUUCAGGGCCGCGGAGCCAUCCCAGGAGAACGGUGCCAAGGAAGAGAACGGAGAUGAAGUGUUCUCACCCAAGAGCGCGGCCUCAGGAUCCCCAGGAUGGCCUCUGCCCACUGAGGGGGCGGCGGGAAAGGAAGCGAGGAGGAGCCUGGGGUCCCAGGAGAAGCCUCCUCUGAGGAGGAAGUCCAGCGGGACAGAGAAGCAGGAGGAGGAGGGCGGGGCCCCGGAGGAAGCCCAGCAGCACGAGAAGGCUGUGCAGAAUUCCGAAGAGGAGGCCGGCCAGCGUCCAGCCGGGGAGGGGGCCUCGGAACCCCCCCACGCCUCGGGCGUGGAGGCCGAGAAUGGGUGUGGGAGCCCCACGGAGGACCGGCCUGCCGGCGAGCAGACGGAAGAGUCUACAGAGGAGAAGGAGGAGAGGGCAGGAAGUGAGGAGGAUGAGCCCGGACAAAAGAGCCAAGACGUAAAGGGGCCCAGGCAGGGAGCUGUGGAGGAGGAGUCCCCGCAGAGUCCCCCUGGAGGAGUGGAGGGCGGCCACACCCCGGAGCAGGGGAAAGGCAAGGAAAAGCAAGAGGAGGGGGCCGUUCCUGAGCCAGGCUGCAGCCCUGGGACCGGCGGUGCCCAGCCAGAGACCAGUGGUGAGGUCCCCAGGACAGAGGAUGACAGCCCUGUCCAGGACACUAGAGUGUGAGGAAGAGCCCAUGGAUGAAGCUGCUGGAGACGUCUCUUUGGAAGCAGCAGCAGCAGCAAAUGAGGCCAUCGCAGAGGCCGACUAGGAGGAGGGUCUGGAGUCAGCUCAAGACACAGGGUGUUUGUUUCCUGGCCUCUGCACCGUCCGCAGACAGAGAUUGGAUCUGAGGGCAGCAGACUUUUAUCAGCUUGAGUUUGUGUCACUUGAUCAACUUGGU
Molecule: messenger RNA, 1486 nt
Organism: Ceratotherium simum simum (southern white rhinoceros)
Lineage: Eukaryota; Metazoa; Chordata; Mammalia; Perissodactyla; Rhinocerotidae
Source: RefSeq, a predicted model, not a curated record